AAAUUUCGACAGCUUCCGUGCUGGAAAACCUUUCGCCACACAGCCGUUGAACGCACCUUUGUUCCUGUGCGGAUUCAGCGCGAGAGAAAAAAGACAAACUGCGAAAUCCUGGAACCAUAGCGCUGCUGGACUGGUUAAGCUGGAUCUAGGUUGGAUCUGGUCACUGUGGAGGCCACUGAGCUCAGCAUUGUGUCCGAGACGACUCGUGCUUUGUGACACGCUUCAAUGCAGCCUUUAUAAAGUGCGAUCAUAAUCAGCAACCGCAACGACUGAAUGGACACAAGUGUCCGAUCCUGUUACAGAUAAUGCUGUAAGCAUCGAGCAUCGACUCACGAGUGGUCAGAACACCACGGAGAGCCAAUGAGGCAAUUUGUCGAAUGGAUCAAGUUGAGAUCCCAAGAAUGAUCAGAGUUUGGGAUUGGUUCAAACUCCUCCAGCUGUCCUUCAGUCCAGUCUCCACCCAGAUGCCCUGAUGUUUCCCUGCAGGAUUCAGCUCUGGUCACUUUUGUAAAUCUUCAUCACCAUCUCUAGACAUGGCGUGAUCUACAACCUGCUUUUCUGCUUGUUCCCAAUCAUCUGAUUGAUCCUGAACUCUGCGGUCCACACAACACAUUUAUCUUCAACCCUAUCCUCGCAUUCCGUUCCACUGGCCUUGGUGGUGGAAGCCAACAUAGCUGCUGGGCUACAGCGAUGCUCGGCUGUCUCCUGCGAGGUAGGAGCAUGUCUCAGAGGCUCAGCGUUUUUCUCCUACUCUUUGGCCUGGCCUGGUGUCUGCUGCUGCUGCACUACACCAUUACACAGCCACGGCACCAAAGCAGCGCUGAACUCCGCCAACAGAUCCUGGAGCUGAGCCAGCGCUAUGUCAAAGCUCUCAACGCAGAGAACCAGGAGUUUGUACGGCCAUUUAACCCCUCAAUGGCUGGAUACGCUGAUCUGAAAAGGACCAUUGCUGUGCUAUUGGAUGACAUCUUGAACCGUUUGGUGAAGCUGGAGAACAGACUGGAUGCUACAAUGAACACCUCAGUGCACAGCCCUUCUCACAUAACAGGGACAGUCCUGCACAGACCCACAAAACAGAACGAAUCAGGAACAAACGCUCACGGCAAUCAGCCACAGCCUCUGACGUAAAUCUGGGCAGCACCAGUGACACCAAGACUCAUUAUAUUGUGUGCGUGUGUGAGAGAGAUAUAUGAAAUAUGUAUACAGAUCCAAUGUAGGCAGAGAUGGUUUUAUUUGUGUGUGUGUGUGUGUUUUUAAGAAAGCUUGCCAAAUUGCUUUAGACUAGGUGUCUGCUAACCCGGAAAUGUUCAGGCACAGAUUUCAUGUCUUCUUUUUCCUCAUACUUUUUCAUGAGAGGUAAGUUGACAGUGAUGCACAUUUCUGAAUCGCAAUACGCAGCCAUUAUAUGAGGAAUCUGGCAACCCAGCUCCCAGGACACUGAUCCACAACUCACAUCCACCUUAACCGUAAGCUGUCUACAGGGCAUGUAAUUCAGGAAUAAAACGAAGAACUGAGGACAGGAAGCCUUUAUUAUCGCCACAUAUACACUAUAUUCCCAAAAGUUUUGGAACACCCCUCUAAAUCAUUGAAUUCAUGGGUUGGGCUUCCUUUCCAAUGAAAGGAACUCUUAAUGCUUAAUGACAAUUUCAUGCUUUGUGGGAACAGUUUGAGGAUGACCGCUUCCUGUUCCAAAAUGACCGCACACCGGUGACCAAAGCAAAGUUCCAUAAAGACAUGGAUGAGUGAGUUUGGUGUGGAGUCCUGACCUCAACCCCAUAGAACACCUUUGGGAUUAGACUGGAGACUGCGAGCCAAGCCUUCUCAUCCUGAUCUCACAAAUGCGCUUCUAGAGGAAUGGUCAAAAAAAAUUCCCAUAAACACACUCCUAAACCUUGUGGAAAGCCUUCCCAGAAAAGUUGGAGCUGUUAUAGCUGCAAAGGACGGGACAACUCCAUAUUACAUUCAUGUGAAUGUAAAGGCAGGUGACCCAAAUCUUUUGGCAAUAUAGUGUACACAGUGGAAUUCUUUCCUUCGCAUAUCCCAGCUAAGGGUCAGAGCACAGGGGCAGCUAUGAUACAGCGUCCCUGCUCCAGGGAGGGUUAAUUGCCCAACAGUGCAGCUUGGUGGUGCUGGGGCUUGAACCCUGAUCCGCCACCACUGCCCAGUAGUGCUGUAUUUAGAAUGCCGACGCAUGAUCGGCUCAUUGGAUGGAUGGAUGAAUGAGUAGAGGCAGCGUUAUUCCUAUUAAAGUGUCCAGUGAUGUUGGUGCAAAUCUUUCCAGUCCUGCUCAGAGCUUUUAGGGUUUCCCAGUGCUGAAGCGUUCCUCAUACCACAUGGCUGUCUGUGUAUUAAAACAAGUGCCAUUAUUAGUCUUAACAA
Molecule: messenger RNA, 2379 nt
Organism: Hemibagrus wyckioides
Lineage: Eukaryota; Metazoa; Chordata; Actinopteri; Siluriformes; Bagridae
Gene: ccdc126
Product: coiled-coil domain containing 126
Exons: 5
Coding region: 691-1128 (145 amino acids)
Source: RefSeq, a predicted model, not a curated record